UAAUCCAACGUAUAUAUUUUCUCUGGAUUGUGCUGGAUUUACAGCCCGAUUAAAUGUGACACGACAGCCAUUUUGAAUAUAUUGUUGCAAAUUUUUGCCCGUAGCAAAUUUAUCAAAAAAUUUGUAUCUGGUGAAUUACAAUUAGUAAUUUUUUGUUUGUUAUUUACUAUAACGAGCGGAAAUGCCUCCCAAAAAUAAGACUAAGCGGAAUUGCAGACUGAGAGACAACGAGGGCAAAGCAUCAAGGUCAAAGAGGUCAAGACAAGAGCGACCAGCGGUAGCGAUAGAGGUUGACGAUAAUCAUACAGUUCAGGAACCAGGUCCUUCAGGAAGCAUCGCCGCCCAAGAGAAUGUAGUUGGUGCCAGAAAGUCAAACUCUACCCCACUGGCCCCAGCACCUGUGCCUGCUUUGGCCAUUGAAUCUCAAUCAGAGGUCUCUGAAGUUAAAGUCUGGUGUGUGGGCUCCUCUAUUAUUAAGAAUGCAAUGAUGGCAUCAGUAUGCAGACCGGGGGGAACAAAUCUUGGAUUGGAUAGAUUGAAAAUAAAUAUCUGGUGGCAGGGAUAUUCAGGUUUGAAUUUUUUGGGACUUAAAAGAAAGCUCUUUUUUCUGACAGAAUAUGAGGAAUCCCCAGACUUUUUGGUUAUUCACUGUGGGGCAAACGAUUUAGGAUCAAUUGAUCUGUAUACUCUCAUUGAGAAAAUUAAAUCCCAUCUAAAGAUUAUCAAGACUCGCUUUCCACAUUCUACACUUGUUUGGUCACAGAUGCUGCCACGAAAUAAAUGGAGGUAUUCGGGGGACAAUAAAGCAAUGGAGCGUUCCCGUCUUAAGGCCAAUAGGGUAGCUGCUUCAUUAGUGUUAGAGUUGGGGGGUUGUUACAUAAAGUACCCUGAUUUAUUGAAAAACAUAUCGCAAUUUCUGUUGCCAGAUGGAGUACACCUCAAUGACCUAGGAAAUAAACUUUUUCUAAAUAAUAUCCAAAGGGGGUUAGAAUUUUUCCUGUCAAAGCAAGGAAAUGUGUAUCCUUAAACAAAACAUCAAGAA
This is a messenger RNA of Saccostrea cuccullata (small rock oyster), 1042 nucleotides long. RefSeq lists its product as uncharacterized. NCBI's taxonomy places the organism in Eukaryota, Metazoa, Mollusca, Bivalvia, Ostreida, Ostreidae. The transcript is spliced from 2 exons. The record is from RefSeq and is a predicted model, not a curated record. Bases 182 to 1027 code for a protein of 281 amino acids.